UGCAACGUCUCCUAGAUGCUGGAGUGGAGUCCCACCCACGCCACUAAGAAAAUAAGCAAGUUUUUCCAUGAUGGCUCCACAAUCGAGUCAAAUUAUAUGUUUCUCACACAUCAGUUUAUUGUGAUCUUCUAGCUAGGAGGAAUUAUACCGUGUCAGAUUCAUUAGAUUUUAAAUGAACGAUUGAAAAUUUGUAUCUUUUUGUUUUUCCCAAUUUAAUCCUAUCCCUAUCCCCUUCUCUCUCACUUGGAGAUUACGAACCUUCGAAAGCACUCAACAAUGGCCGUCAAAUUUCAACACACAAAAAAAAAACACCAAACACCAGUCAACAACAUCACCAUCACCACCACUUUCUCUUCCACAACCCUCCUCCAAUCGUCGGCACCACUGUCAAAGUCGUCGCUCCUUUGCAUCGCUGCUUCAGAGUUCAGACCUCCAUAUGUUUUCAGCACUAAGAGCCAACGCGGCGACGACACCACUGUGGCCACAACAACGUCAUCGAAGAAGGAACCACCGCAGCAUACCAGGAAACCCACCACUAACCAUCACAAGCCAUUAUCGCGCCGCAACGACAAGUCUCGCUCUUUUUCUCGGAUAUGGAAGCUAGAAAUUACCCCUCUUCCUCGAAUUAAAAAAAAAAAAAACAGAUACACCCAAAUAAUCAGCGACCGACUUCUCCCUCGACCUCGACCCCGACCAAGAUCCUCUUCAGCCUCUGUCUCUCUGACGUCAACCACCACGUCACCAAUGUCGUUAUCAUUGAGGACUUGACAGACGAAGCGUGUGUUUAGUUUUAAAAGAGAUCAACAAGGACAUGGAUUAUGCAGCUGCAGCCAGCCUCUCUACAAUUUCUCUCCGUGUCAGCGUGUCUAUUUUCUCUGACCUUUCUUCGUUUCACUAUCAUAUAUCUUACUUUAUUUUUUUUUCAUUUUUUUGUCCUUUUUUUUAUUGUAGAAGCAUGUACACAAAAUAUGCUAUUACCUAGCUCAUUGGAAUUCUUUUUACGUAAUAUGCAUGACGUAAUGAUAAUUUCCUUGAACAAAAAUGCUACUC
Molecule: messenger RNA, 1050 nt
Organism: Glycine soja
Lineage: Eukaryota; Viridiplantae; Streptophyta; Magnoliopsida; Fabales; Fabaceae
Exons: 2
Coding region: 277-768 (163 amino acids)
Source: RefSeq, a predicted model, not a curated record